Messenger RNA from Doryrhamphus excisus (bluestripe pipefish), 3091 nucleotides. The record is from RefSeq and is a predicted model, not a curated record. Lineage: Eukaryota; Metazoa; Chordata; Actinopteri; Syngnathiformes; Syngnathidae.
CAAUAUAAAUAAAGUAUGAGGAAACAUCUGAUAGAGUGCAUUUAUAUUCAGGAGCUGAAAGCCACAGGGUGUGUCGCAAUGUUUUGGACCUUCAUCAUCCUCAGCGUGGUCUUCAUUGGAGGGCGGACAUCGUCAAUCUUGAGUACAUUUGCUCCAACUAUCGCCAGUAUGGAAGAAGAACCAUGCCACAUCUUCAACUCGGGUCGCUCGGCAGACUGCUUGGGGAGGCAACUGGAGAGCGUCCCAUGGAAGCACUUUCCGUCCACGCUGGAGAACAUCGAUCUAUCCUACAAUAAACUUCAAGCUAUCCGUUCGGAUGACUUCCUCCGCCUCCCUCGCCUGCGCGUCCUUCAGCUACAGUUCAACAACAUCUCGCAUAUUGACAGUGAUGCCUUCAAAAACAACGGCUUGCUGGAACAUCUAGACAUCUUCAACAACUCCUUGGGGGAAAUUCCAGCCAUUGUGCUGACGUCUCUAUUGAAUUUAAAGGAGCUGUACUUGUCCAACAACCUCUACAAACAUGCAACACUGGCUGAGGGCUUCUCCAGGCUGGUCAAACUGCAGGUUCUGUCCAUGGGUGGGCCUCUGGUAGAGGGUCUGAAGAGAGAGGAUUUUCAGCCAGUGAAGAACAUCAAGUUUCAACGCUUCGCAAUAAAGUGUUCCUCCAACUUAAGCUACUAUGAGCCAGGAAGUCUCCACAUUAUUCAAACUCAGCAGAUGGGCUUAGACAUGGCCAUAGACCAACGGCCCGGUGCCCUUAUUGACAUACUGCACGACCUUUCCAAUAAGACCUUCAGUGCCAUCCAGUUCCGCAACCUCUUUGAGUUCAUGUACUACAUGGGAGACGAGGACAUCUUCCAGAGUCUAAAAAAGGUUAAAGCCUAUAAGAUCAUCUUCCACAGAGGAAAGUUCAAUGAGAAUCUCCUUAGGAUGGCGUUGAUCAACCUGCAAGGCGCCACCAUCAAUACGGUCCGGUUGCAGUACAUCGACUUUGCACGCUCGCCAACCUUUAUUGACAGCGGGGUCAAAUCACGCAUCACAGACCUGAAACUGGACAAGCUGGAUCUCUGGUAUAUCAGCAAUCCCGAUAUACUGCGUUUUGACUGGCGCUUCACCUGGUUCAACAAGAUCAAAGAGCUGUCCAUUCAAUACGUUUACUUCAACUCAGUACCUUGUGACGCCUGGGUAGAGAUGGCAGGUGUGGGGUUCCUGGAUGUUUCUAACAACCGUCUUCAGAACGACUACAUCUUCAACCAGCGGUGCGACUACAACGGUGCCAUGCCAAACCUUCACACCUUCAACCUGAGCACCAACGAGCUGACCAGCUUAAGAGACUUGUCGUUGCUCACUAGACAUUUUCAUAAUCUGCAAGUGUUGGAUUUAAGCAACAACAAGCUGGGUUCUGUCGAAAGCAGCCGGGACUGUGUUUGGCAAAAAAACAUUACCAGGAUCAUUGCUCACCACAAUCAGUUCAAGACCGAAGCACUCUCUUGUCUACCCACCACAGUGCACUUCUUGGACCUGUCUUCUUGCAACCUGGACCUGCUGGACGUGGCGUACUUCGAGAAGGCCACUAAUCUGAAAGUGCUGCUGCUGAGCGACAACAAAAUCAAGUUCAUCCCAUCCAUGUGGGAGAGUCCAUCACUGCAGAGACUGGCUUUGGAUGGCAAUUCGUUUGGUCUCAUUAGCAAAGAAUCUUUCCAGCAUAUGCCUGAACUUUCUCACCUGAGGGCUGGGAACAAUCCCUACCACUGCACCUGUGAGCUACACGCCUUCAUUGAAGACACCAAGCAAAGAGGUCAGGUCAAUCUGACAGACUGGCCAUGGAACUACAAGUGUUACCAUCCUGAGCAGUUUCUAAACACGGUCAUAUCUCAAUACUUCCCGAGUGAGGUGUACUGUGACGUCAGAUUGGUUAUCAUCAUCUGUGUCGCCGUCACCACAGCCGUCAUCUUGAUUCUGAUGCUCAUUUGUUACAUUUUCGACCUCCCGUGGUAUACCAAGGCCACCUAUCAGAUCAUCAGAGCUAAAUACAGAGCUCACAAGGAGAAAGCUGCGGGACAGCCUGGACCUUUCAACUAUCACGCCUUCAUUUCCUACAGCCACUGGGAUGCAGACUGGGUGAGAGAGCAGCUCCUGCCGUGUUUGGAGAACAAAAGGAACCCCUACCGAUUGUGUAUACAUGAGAGGGACUUCAUGCCAGGAAAGUGGAUCAUCGACAACAUCAUUGAGAACAUCGAGAACAGCCACAAGGUAAUAUUUGUCCUUUCGCGGCACUUUGUGAACAGCGAGUGGUGCAACUAUGAGCUGUACUUCGCUCAGCAACGAGCAAUGGGGAAGACAUUCAGCGACGUCAUCCUGGUGGUGAAGGAGCCCAUCGACCCCAGCUCCUUGCCCAGCAAGUACUGCAAGCUGAAGAAAAUGCUGAGUACCAAGACGUACCUAGAGUGGCCUCAGCAGGUCAACCAGCAGGCCUUCUUCUGGGCCCAGCUGAGGAGCGUCCUGGGCAAGCCCAUGCCUGCCCAACAAGGGAGGCAUAGUGUCCGCAGCAGGAACUCGUCUGUGGGGGGCCAUUCUCUGACUUCGUACCCUAAAGAAAACAGCAGGCCAAAUCCUAUUGGAGAAGCAGAGAACAUUAAUGAUGAAGCGUUUAAUGGAAGACAAAUCCCUGUGCUGAAAGGCUUCCACUCCCACGUUGCACUCUGCACCGAGCGUGGCGAUACAAUGAGCCCCCAGCUAGAGAAGGCCAUCGAAGGCCUCAUCACCGUUUUCCACUCCUACUCGUCCAAGGAGGGCGACAAGUACAAGCUGAGCAAAGCCGAGCUGAAGACUCUGCUACAGGAGGAGCUCACUGACUUCAUGGCUGGCAGCAAUGACGCAGCAGCCAUUGACAAGAUCAUGACGGACCUGGAUGAAAACGGGGACCAUCAACUGGACUUCCAGGAGUUUGUUGUUCUGGUGGCGGCGCUGACGGUCGCCUGCAAUGACUUCUUUGAAGGUUGCUGCAAGAACAAACGCUAGAAGUCAACAUAAUUGCAGGUCACCAUGUAACCAUUCAUCCUAAUAAUAAAAUAUAUAUUUAAACUGUUAA